UGUGUUUGAGGGAGGGGGCCUUUCCAUCAGUCACAAAACUCAAGUGAUAUGUUUUUAUAAAUAUAUCACAUAGCUUCAGUUUUAUAACCCCACUACUAUACUCUCCAUCUGAAAGAUUGUUUUUGUGCUCUAGCUAGUUAUUAGUUGUGUUGUAGUUUCAUCAAAUAUAUACACACACACACACACUUAAAAACUUCUUCUUAAUAUCUUUUACUGUCUGUGUGGUACCAACAACAACAACAACAAAACCAAAAACAUGAGUAGCAACCCACUUGACCUUAACAAUCUUCCAGAUGAUUUCAGCAGUAGAGAUCAUGGGAAACAACAAACACUUGAUGAUGACUCUUCUUCUUCUUCUGCUUCUGCAGGAAUCUUUAGGAGAAAGAAAAACGGCGCGGAGGAUGAAAGUGAUAAGGUGUAUGAGUGUAGGUUUUGCUCCCUCAAAUUCGGCAAGUCUCAAGCCCUUGGUGGUCACAUGAACCGCCACCGCCAAGAAAGGGAGACAGAAACACUAAACAAAGCUCGUCAACUGGUUUUUAGUAAUGACAGUUUGUUACCUCAACUCCCACACCAAAUAGGUGGACAAGCAGUGGUGAAUGGAGGGUUUCGUCAUAUGGGAAGUACUGUUUAUCCCACAUGUACAAGACUCUACUCCGCCGGCACCACUUCAACCACGAUGUACCCUUCACCUUCAUCCUCGCGACUCAAUAAUACCAACCCGUAUUCGUCGUCGCAAUAUCCGAUAAACGACUACUUUGUUGGACAUGUAUGCCCCAACAAUGCACCGCCAUUCACUAUCCAAAGUAUUAGUACUAGUAGUGUGCCACCACCAGAUACUACUAAUAACUACACAUGCAUUGGUGCACCUGUUGGCGGACCAAGUUUCACAAACUAGCUGCAUCUGGAGGGGAUCAUGGAUUCUAAAUUUCUAAUUAUUAUGCAAUAAAAAUAAUCAUGAUGGAUUUUAAUUACUGUAUUAAUUAAGAGUUAAUUUUGUUCUACUACUACUACUACUAGUUUACUAGUACUACUUUG
This is a messenger RNA of Erigeron canadensis, 1035 nucleotides long. RefSeq names its product zinc finger protein JAGGED-like. The record is from RefSeq and is a predicted model, not a curated record. Bases 257 to 895 code for a protein of 212 amino acids. Gene Ontology annotation, molecular function: DNA-binding transcription factor activity. Lineage: Eukaryota; Viridiplantae; Streptophyta; Magnoliopsida; Asterales; Asteraceae. The transcript has 5 exons.